This is a messenger RNA of Neopsephotus bourkii (Bourke's parrot), 2879 nucleotides long. It is a transcript of the gene HEYL, whose product is annotated as hes related family bHLH transcription factor with YRPW motif like. Gene Ontology annotation, biological process: Notch signaling pathway; regulation of neurogenesis; anterior/posterior pattern specification. Bases 80 to 1051 code for a protein of 323 amino acids. The transcript is spliced from 5 exons. Gene Ontology annotation, cellular component: nucleus. Gene Ontology annotation, molecular function: DNA-binding transcription factor activity, RNA polymerase II-specific; RNA polymerase II cis-regulatory region sequence-specific DNA binding; protein dimerization activity. Lineage: Eukaryota; Metazoa; Chordata; Aves; Psittaciformes; Psittacidae. The record is from RefSeq and is a predicted model, not a curated record.
AAGGAGCGAGGACGGACGGCCGCGGUGGUGGUGGUGAUUGAGGGCAGCCGAGCAGAGCCCGUCCGGUGCCGCCGGCAGCAUGAAGCGGUUGUGCGAGGAGAGCUCCUCCGACACGGAGUCGGACGGCACUAUCGACGUGGGUCGGGAGGAGGAGUACCGCCAUGUUUCCAGGUCUGUGUCUCCCACUACGACAUCUCAGAUACAAGCCAGGAAGAAGAGGAGAGGGAUCAUUGAGAAGCGGCGCCGGGACCGGAUCAACAGCAGCCUCUCGGAGCUGCGGCGCCUGGUGCCCACUGCCUUUGAGAAGCAGGGGUCUUCCAAGCUGGAGAAGGCAGAGAUCCUACAAAUGACAGUAGAUCACUUAAAAAUGCUUCACGCCACUGGAGGAGCAGGCUUCUUAGAUGCUCGAGCUCUGGCCGUGGAUUACAGGAGCAUCGGCUUCCGCGAAUGCCUCACUGAAGUUGUGAGGUACCUGGGCAUCCUUGAGGGUCAAAACGCCGCUGAUCCCAUCCGGCUGCGCCUCCUCUCCCAUCUGAAUAAUUAUGUGGCAGAAAUGGAGCCUUCGCCUGUGGCCACUUCGCUCCUGCCCAUCCAGACGUGGCCGUGGUCCUUCCUCCACAGCGCUGCUGGCCCCGUGCAGAUCCCCAGGAGGGAGGCUGCUCCCGCUCCGGUUGUUUUGACUGCGUCUUCCCUGGCUUACCCCAGCCCCGCUGUGAGGCCAGCCCCGCUUCGCCGUGUCCCCGGUGACGUGCUGCCGUCCCGCCGAGGCUUCCUGGCCAGCAAGAUGGGCUCUUCCAGCCGCAGGGCCCGGGGUGCAGGCUCAUCCGCAGCCGUGCCCAGGAUGCCAGCACCAGCAGGUGCAUUGAGAGAGGGCUCAUCCAAGAGCAGCCAAAUCGCCACGCUCCUCUUCUCACCAGCCUCCACCGGCAUCCCCAUGCCACCGGCUUACACAGCACCUCCUGCCUUGGGCGCUGCCACGCAGGGACCUGGGAUCAGGGUUGGGACAUCGAGGAUCUGCCGCUCCUGGGCGACUGAAAUCGGGGCUUUCUGAGCCUGCCGUUUGGAGAUGGGAAUUCCUCAGCACUCAUUGCCUACAGGCCUAAGAACAAACUCAGCUGAGAAGGCAUCUUUCCUGCUUUGCAAAAACCAAGGAUCCAUAAAGAAAAUCCUCUUUACUCUUCCCUCUCUCCUUGCACCACGUUUCUUGCCUCACCAUCACACGUUCUCUCCCUCAUGAUGCCUGCAAACAGGAAUCACAUACUAUUUGAUGCACUUGUCUGCACACAGCUACCCCCAGAUCCUUCAGGCUACAGCAGAAGGGGCACAUGCAGAUCCCAGCCCUGUUCCACCUCCAGCAAACCACUCUGCGGAGCCCUUUGGAAAAGAGCUAGCCUUGAAAUACUGUUUUAUUUCCCUGGGGGCCCUGAGCUGCCAGACAGAGACUUGCUUAUGCCGAUGCCCUGCGAUGUGUCCCCCAGCUGCAGCACCUAAUGUUGUGCUCCCCUUAUCCCCAGCAUUGCUGGCACCCCAGCUGCAGCCCCCCCAGCUCCCUUAGUGAACUUGCCUGCCUGUUAAUCCCCACGCUUUCCUCACUGCAUUACCAGCUUUCCCCACUUAUGUGCCCUUAAGGUGGAGUGAGGCAACAGCUUAACAGAGCUUGUUCCCACAGCUGGGCUGGAAUUCCGCCGGAUCCCUGCACAAACCAUGCAGGAGCAGCCAGCCAGGCCUGCGCAGCCCCCGCUCUGCACUGAGGUGUGAAGAGACGAGCAGGAGGAUUUCAAAGGGAUGUCAGUCACAGAGGGGAAGGCUCUGAUGGCCAAAGUGAGAAGAAAAGGCCUUUCCUUUUGCCAGUCUCUCCUCCAUCCCCUGCUGAACAGCUGUGACUGCAAAGGGGGAGAAUGAGUCAGAAGGGCCUGCAUUUGAAGUGCCUCCCUUGUUCUCUCUUAGCCCUGCACCCCUCAGCCUCUCAUCCUGUCUCUGUUUUCUUUCUUCAGCACCGUGUUUUGGUCUCACAUUGCUCAUCCCUCUCCCUGGGCCAGGACCAAAGCCCACUGAGGUUUCACUGCAAACCUUGGCAAGCCCUGGGGCUGCACUUGUCCCGAGUCCCAAGAGCUUUUUCUGCCUUGGCCUGCAUGCCCCAAGGUAACUGACACAGCAGAUGCUGCUCCUCCAGCGGUCCUCCCCUCCUCUCCUUUGAGCAGAAAGGCACAGGGGCCACCCUGCUCCUAUGCCACAUCCUGAACUCCUGUAGUGUCCAGGACAGGAAGUCUCAGUGCUCCUACUUGUCUGAGCAGCCCCUGCUCCUGCAUCUGUGCCUCGACUUGCUGGGAUGCACAAGCAGAAUAGCCUGGACCCAGUUGCAUGCCAAGGAGUCUCACCCCCCUCCACAUCACUGUGACAAUAAAAGAAGGAAAAGAGUGGAGAGGUCAGUGGAAAGAAAAUAAAGAGGGAGUUCUCUCUUGAAUGGGAGCGGCUCUCCCCACGCCUCAGGUCAAACACGCAGCAGCCGGUUAGACUGUGUGGAUGAGCUGGUGUUUGCCUUCCUGCAGAUUGCAUCUGCCAUGUGCAUGGCAAUGUGUCUAUCUGCUAUUGUUUGGAAAGUGAGUGCCUCCCAGUUGUUUUGAUGGAAGUCAUCGCACUUAACACACAGAAAAGCCUCGGCUGCUUCUCCCCGCCCUUGUCCUGAAGUGCCAGGAUCAGCCAGGAACAGCAUAUUCCUUGUUAAUGAAGCCAGAGGAGGUCCUCAUGGACCCCAGUUGUUCCUGCAGCACCCUCGAGCUCACAGCAAGUAGCCCAGCCUCACUUUACACUGUGGAGAGCUGUUAGAUUCACGAGCUGUGGCAUCCAGCAAAGGUGUCAAAUAAAGUCUUUCAAACCCC